AUGAACCAACCGUCGCGCGCGGAGAAGUUCGUCCUCCCCGACGGCGUUCGGAAGCUCACGUUCACGCGCGACACGAAGGUGGCGAACGCGGGGACGUUCGUCGUGCAGAAGGAGGACCACACCCUCGGCAACGCUGUCCGAAUGCAACUGCACCGCGACCCCGAGGUCGUGUUUUCUGGGUACCAGGUCCCGCACCCCUCGGACAACCGCAUCGUCAUCAAGGUGCGCGCCGCGAGCGCUCAGAGCUUAGGGUUUCUUUUUCUCUCCGCCGUCCGAACCCGCGACCCGCUCGCGCUCACCGCUCGUCCUCCUCCCUCGCGUCCACAGGUGCACACGACGAAGAACUCAUCCCCGAUGCAGGCGAUGACCGAGGCGGUGGACUGCUUGCGGACGGAGAUCACGGACAUCUCGCAAAAGUUCGUCGACGAGGUCGACUCGUUCCGGGCGAAUCAGCAAUAA
Molecule: messenger RNA, 459 nt
Organism: Micromonas pusilla CCMP1545
Lineage: Eukaryota; Viridiplantae; Chlorophyta; Mamiellophyceae; Mamiellales; Mamiellaceae
Exons: 2
Coding region: 1-459 (152 amino acids)
Biological process (GO): transcription by RNA polymerase II
Cellular component (GO): RNA polymerase II, core complex
Molecular function (GO): DNA binding; protein dimerization activity
Source: RefSeq, a predicted model, not a curated record